AUGAGCAGCACUCAAGACCUCGACCAAGACCUCGAGUCCAAGUUUGAGGAAAAAGACAGUCCAACAGUUACACGACACGAAAUCGUCGACGUACAAGAUGAAAAGACUCGGGUCGCCAAAGGUGACGACUCCGACGGACGCGUCAACUGGACAUGGAAACAGGUCAUUGCGACUGUCUCGUUGUGUGGAGUAUACGUGGGUUCACAAAUCCCACUCUAUUUCGUCGGAGAAGGCUCGCUCAGCUACAUUGCAGCCGACUUGGGGUCCGCCUCGACUGGCUGGCUCCCGGUUUCGAACUCCCUGGCUCUUGCUGCUGUCUGCCCAUUCUGUGGCUAUCUCCAAGAUAUGUUCGGCAAAAGGAACAUUUCCAUACUGGGAUCCGUCAUGAUCAUGGUCGGCGUCUUGAUCACCGCAACAGCAAAGACCUUCGCUCAAGGAGUUGUGGGAAUGACCAUUGCUGGCGGUGGUGCGGCUAUUGGAGAGCUUACGGCGCUUGCUGGUACUGCGGAGCUGGUCCCUGUCAAAAAGCGUGGCAUUUAUCUAGCAUGCGUCACCUUUUUCAUCUGCCCGUUUUUUCCGUAUGUCUUAUACGCUCAGCUCCUCUCUGCGAACGCGACAUGGCGGUGGGGAUUAUGGAUUACAUUCAUCUAUAACGGAGUCUUCUUCGUAGGGGUGGUUCUUUUCUAUUUCCCCGACUCCCACAUCCUACGCAAGGGCGACCUGAGCCGGGCAGAAAUAGCCAAGAAAAUUGACUAUAUCGGUGCUGUUCUCUCGAUAACGGGAGUGAUUUUAUUCCUCGUGGCACUGCAGUCUGGGGGAUCGUCUCACCCCUGGACAAGUGCAUACGUCCUAUGCAUGCUCUUCAUCGGCGCGGCACUCAUAGCCGGCUUUGUCAUGUGGGAAUGGAAAGGCGCCAAAUAUCCCAUGGUUCCAAGGGAUCUCUUCGUCGGCCAGCGUGUCGUUGCUAUCGCUCUCGCAGUUGCGUUUGUGUCGGGAAUGAAUUUCUACUCCAUGAUCAACUUUGCUCCACUGACAUACAGUACCGUGUAUAACCCCGAUCCAAUUCAAGUCGGUGUAAAGGGUCUUGGUUAUUCGAUUGCGAUCACUGUCGGCGCUACAGUAAUGAAUGCUCUGCUCACCAUCCUGAAGGGGAACAAUCGUGAGCUUCUUCUGAUCUCUUGCGUCUUGAUGACCGCCUUUACCGGCAGUAUGGCUGCUGUGAACCCAAAUAACCCGGGACUUGCUGUGGGUCUGGCCACUGUUGCAGGGUUUGGAAUUGGAGGAGUCAUCGUCCCGUCCGCUACAAUUGCGAUGACUGCAUGUCCUGAUUCCCUGAUUGCCACGGCCACGGCACUGACGCUGACUAUCCGCUUCGUUGGAGGUUCAAUUGGCUACUCCAUCUACUACAACGUCUUUGCCGAAAAGCUCACCAACAAGCUCCCAGAGAGGGUCCUCGAUUUUGCACUUCAGGCCGGUCUUCCCACGUCCUCUGCGACGGAUUUCGUCCAGACGUUUCUUACCGUCCCUGCGAACGCCACCAGUGUGCCUGGCGUCACACCGGCCAUCAUCAACGCAGCAACCAUCGGCACCCGCUGGGCAUAUUCAGAUGCCUUGGCUUACGUCUGGUAUGUCAGCAUUCCAUUUGGCGCGCUGUCCAUCGUUGGAUGCCUCUUGAUCGGAGACAUCUCCAAGUACAUGACAAACAGAAUUGCCGUCCAGAUACGGCGCUAG
Molecule: messenger RNA, 1731 nt
Organism: Cladophialophora psammophila CBS 110553
Lineage: Eukaryota; Fungi; Ascomycota; Eurotiomycetes; Chaetothyriales; Herpotrichiellaceae
Exons: 9
Coding region: 1-1731 (576 amino acids)
Biological process (GO): transmembrane transport
Molecular function (GO): transmembrane transporter activity
Source: RefSeq, a predicted model, not a curated record